AUGGCGGCUUGAGGUUGACCACAUUAACUUCAAGCGAUAUUAGCCAACAUACUGACGCGAUUUAAACGCCCAAACUCUUGUCUGAAAGGAAAAGUUAUUAUUGGACUACAUCACUACAAUCACGGAGAUACUCAGGGAAUCAUUUGGUGACUGUUGAGCUAUAAAUUAGUCAGCUUGAACGGGGUAAAGUUAUUUGGAAAUAAUUGCUAACUUAGCUAGCUAAUGCUAGCAGGCGAAUUUUAAACUUCAAUGUUUAUUGCGUUGAAAAGAUAAAUGCUCUGCACUUUUAGUAUGUGGAGUUGUGGUUGCACUUCCGUUGCGUAUGACGGGUGUAUACUUUGAGAAAUACAUGCAGAAUGGAAAUAGUUAAUAGCUCAUAAGCCUAAGACGUUUGAAUUUACCUGUGGUAACGUUAACGUUACACAUGCUAGCUAGCUGUAUAACUUAGCGUUAGCAAGAUUUUGCUAGCCCUGGGCAAGGUUUUGCCUCGCUAACUACGUUAGCUCACUAGCGUAAGUCCUUUCAUUACACCAUCAGUGUUUUGUUUUGGUAGCAAAAUGCUUCGUUUCAGCGGAGGAUAGCUAGCAUAGCUAGCGAAUUGUGCUAGCUAUGCAUUGAUUUUGAGUAAGAAUAUUCAAUGAGAUAGGCACAUUGUUUAGACAAUAAUAGUUUCGGACAGACCAGUGUUGAUUAAGAGAUUUCAGGGUUAUGGUUAGCUAGUUAAAUGGUAAGGCAGGCUCACGUUAGCUGUAACGUUACUUAAGUUGAUGUUAACUUUGCAGUGAGGACAAAGUACAUCUGUCAUAUCUAAAAGGAACGCUAACAGUUAAUGCCAAUCGGUGUAUAACCGAGCAUAACUGAAUUUUCUCUCAGCCAUAGUUUCAAAUGUUUUUAAGACCUAACGUCACGUUUGUAAAGCAGAUUCAUCUGGUUGCCAUACUUCCUCUGGUUAGCUAGUUUAGUUGCUAACAAUAAGUGGCUCGCUAAUCUAUGUCUAGCUAACGUUAAUGUUUAUGAAUUCUCCGUGAUUGAAAAGUGGCGGUCAAUGUAAUUUCUUUGCAACGCUAGUUCAUUGCAUAUCACACACGUUUGCUGUGAGGAACUCAGGGGACAUUAACUGUAAUAUAGGUGCUGUUAUUAUCAAACAUGGACGAAUCUCGCCCACGAUACAGUAAACGACUGCAGUUUAGGGCUUUGCCUGGGUGCACUUACAUUGGGCAUCUGACUCUGUAGUGCUGCUAGAGACACGUAGAUUGAAAACUUCAAUACAGUUAACAGCAAUCAUGACCAAACAAAGGUCAGGCACGAGGCGGCGCUACCACGACGAUGGCAUCUCGGACGACGAGAUUGAGGGAAAGAGGACCUUUGACCUGGAGGAGAAGUUGCGGAGUGAUCGCUUUAGCUCCGAUCGGGUCAGGCGGCUCGUCGGGAAAGAGUUCAACUUUGAGUACAUCCAGAGAGAGGGGCUUCGUGACCCCAUCAUCUUUGAGAGGCCAGAUGGACUGGGCAUCAAGAUGCCAGACCCUGACUUUAGCGUCAAUGAUGUGAAAAGUUACGUAGGCAGUCGGCGGGUGGUUGACGUGAUGGAUGUGACCACUCAGAAGAACAUCGAGAUGUCCAUGGCGCACUGGAGGCGAUACUAUGAGACACCACACGCCCAGAGGGAAAAGCUAUACAACGUCAUCAGUCUGGAGUUUAGCCACACUAAGCUAGAGAACCUAGUGCAACGGCCUGCAACGGUGGACAUCAUUGAUUGGGUGGACAACAUGUGGCCCCGGCACCUGAAGGAGCGACAAAGAGACUCCACCAAUGCCAUCAUAGACAUGCAGUACCCCAAAGUGCAGAAAUAUUGUUUGAUGAGUGUGCAGGGCUGCUACACAGACUUUCACAUUGACUUCGGGGGCACGUCUGUCUGGUACCACAUACUGCGAGGAGGAAAGGUGUUCUGGCUGAUCCCACCCACACCGCAGAACCUGGAGCUCUAUGAGAACUGGGUGCUGUCGGGCAAACAGGGGGAUAUCUUCCUGGGGGACAAGGCCACCGACUGCCAGAGGAUAGAACUCAAGCAGGGAUACACAUUCAUCAUACCAUCAGGCUGGAUCCACGCAGUCUACACGCCUGUGGACACGCUGGUCUUUGGUGGGAACUUCCUGCACAGUUUCAACAUCCCUAUGCAGCUCAACAUCUACGGCAUAGAGGACCGCACGCGGGUCCCUGCCAAGUUCCGCUACCCGUUCUACUAUGAAAUGUGUUGGUAUGUGCUGGAGAGGUACCUUUUCAGCCUGACCAACACAUCGCACCUGACACCAGAGUUUCAGAAACACUCUCUGGGGAUUGGUCUGAAGCGGGAAACCUCCAGCGAAGAUGGUGAAAAUCUCAAUGGACACACCAAAGAGGAAGAUGACGAGGAUGAUGAGAAGCCGCCCUCUCCCCUCAUCAAGCCUGGGGUCAAAGUUCACCUGACUGCGUUUGAACUCGAAGGGCUGUGGAGCCUGCUGGGGAAGCUGGAGUCCCUGCCCUCCCAUAAGAAGUGUGUCCCUGCUGGCAUACACAACGCACCCGCCCUGCUGCAUGACAUCAGGGCACUGCUAAAGGAGCAUGCUGGUGACAUCCCCAAACUAUCUUACACUGGAAAACCCAUUGUAAAGUGGCCAAGGAGGCCCUCGUGGUAUCAGCCCCCUCCUCCCCCGGCCCCUGUGGGGCGCCCCCGCCUGUCCAGCACGGUGGUGACGCCGCGGCCGGUGAAGCCGCCCUCGUCCAUGUCGGUGCUGCGGCGGAGGCGCGUGCGCUGCAAGCGCUGUGAGGCCUGCCUGCGCACCGAGUGCGGCGAUUGCAACUUCUGCAGAGACAUGAAGAAGUUUGGCGGCCCCGGCAAGCUCAAGCAGACCUGUGUGCUUCGCCAGUGCCUGGCGCCUGGCCUGCCCCUGUCUGCGGCGUGUGAGGUGUGUGGGGAGGGGAACCCUGAGCCCGGCGAGGCCCAGACCUUCUCCCUCAUGCUCAUGGAGUGCUCCAACUGUGCACAGAUCGCUCACCCUGGGUGCCUUAAGGUGCCAGGGGACGGAGUGGUAAAUAAAGACCUGCCCAGCUGCUGGGAGUGCCCCAAGUGUGUCCUGGACCAGGGCAACAACUCCGAGUCGUCGGGCAGCGGCGACGACGGCCCAGCGAGCGGGAGUCUGCUCCUGCUGCCCGCGGCCCAGCGGCUCCUGGCGCCCGAGGGGCCCGCGCUGGGUCGGCACGCCCAGGGAGCUGGGGCCGUGUGGCGAAGGGCGGGCCGCCCCCCUUCCUCCUCCUCCUCUCCCCUCCCUCUCGCCCAGGGCUCGCCACGGCAACGGGCGGCCACCCUGGAGCAGCAGCGGCGGCUCAGGAAGAGGAUUAAGUUGGAGCGGAAGAAAAUCCAAAUGAAACGGAAGUCCUCCUCACUGGACGGUCGUCCCGCUAAGUUGUAUCGCCGGCGAGGCAACGAAGAUGAUGACGACUCGGGCAGUGACGACGACGAUGACGACGAGGGCUUGCGGCCAAGCGGCAGGAAGAUGUCCAUUCACGUACGUGGCGGGACUUCGGCUGGUCGUCGUGGUUAUGGUGCUGGGAGGCGGGGCAUGUGGAGAGGCACCUCCCACCGGGGCAGGGGACGAGGCGGUGGAUUGGCUCCCAGCUCUGGGCUGAAAAUGAGGCGGGGCUUCGGGGUCCGAGGCGAGAGAGGCGGCCGGGUUCGACUCCGGGGUGGAGCAAGGAUGCAGCGGCGACGCUACGAAUCCGACGAUGACGACGAUGAUGAUGACGACGAUGAUGACGAUGACGAUGAUGAUGACGACGACGAUGAUGACGAUGACGAAAGCGAUGAAGAGCACAUGAGCCACACAGAGAAAGGGCACCGGCGACGGCGAAGGAGACGUAGACGGAGAGGAGACGACGACGACGAUGACGAUGAUGACAGCGAUGAAGACAGUGAGGACCGGGAUCUGGACGGAGAGGAUGAGGAUAUGGAGGACAUGGAUGAAGAUGGCGAGGAGAAGGACGACGAAGACGACGAUGAAGACGACGAUGGCAACCAGACCGACUCGGAGCCGGAGCCGCCCGUGCUGCUCGUGUCGGACCUGAACGACGAGCUGCUCAACGGCUCGUACCUGACGGUCACCCUGCAGCGGCCCACCAAGGCCAAGCGCGACCCCGGCUCCAUCGUGCCCAAGCUGGAGGCCGCCAUGUCCCCGCGGACGCCCGCCGGCGGCCACCCCGGCGCAGGCUUCGUCCAGCGCAAGACCCUGCACAAGGCGCGCCACAAGAACAACGGCGGCGCCACGGGCAACGGCCUCGCUCAGUCCAAGGGCGGAGCGCUGGCGGCAGGCAGACACCCUCGCCACGGCAACCACCGGCACCACCACCACCAUCACGGUGACAGGGACACCGCGUCGCCGUCCAGCUCGGCGUCCUCACGCUCCUCUGUGUCGCCCACGCCGCCCCCGCCCUCCUCCUCCGCCUCUCCUCCCUCGCUCCUCUCCCAUCCCUCCUUCCGGGAGGUGGGGAACGAGCCGGGCGGCGAGAAGGAGGUGUGGGUGUCUGUGUUCAGCUACCUGACGCGUACGGAGCUCAGCGUCUGCAUGACCGUCUGCAAGGCCUGGUACAAGUGGGGCUGUGAUAAGCGUCUUUGGACCCACAUAGACCUCAGCCGCUGCCGCUCUCUGACCUCUCAAGCCCUCUCUGGCAUCAUUAAGCGCCAGCCAGUGACCCUUGACCUCUCCUGGACUCCCAUCUCCAAGAAGCAGCUCUCCUGGCUCAUCCACCGAAUGCCAGGCCUGAAGGAUCUGCUGGUGGCCGGCUGCUCCUGGCUGUCUGUGUCGGCACUCAGCUCCUCCAGCUGCCCCUACCUGCGCACCCUGGACCUGCGCUGGGCCGAGGGCGUCCGAGAUGGACAGAUCAAAGACCUGGUCACACCACAAGGCAGCGAGUCACGCAGCCGAUUGCGGGGCAUGCAGACCCUGCGCCUGUCCGGUCUGGACAUCAGCGACUCGACGCUGCGGCUGCUGCUCAGGCACAUGCCCCUGCUGCAGCGGCUGGACCUGGCCCACUGCCGGGCCCUCACUGACCAGUCCAUCAACCUGCUCACUGCCACAGGCUCCCCCACCCGCCACACCCUCACCGAGCUCAACCUUGCAGGUUGUCAUAAACUGACCGACGCGUGUCUGCAGUCCCUGAAGCGUGCGUCUGCGCUGCAACUGCUGGACCUGCGGGGCUGCAAGGGCGUGACGCGGCGCGCCUGCGAGAGCUUCAUCUCCGACCUCUCCUACUGCACCUACUUCUGCAUGACGGACAACAAGCUCAUCCAGAGGAUAUCCUAACAGUGUGUGGCCCACACACACACACACCCAAUGUCCACAUGCCCCCACACUUCCCUCUCUUCAACACACACCUGACCGCAGCAGUCACCGUAAAACACCCACAAAUCCUCCUCGAUGUCGAUGACGAGAGUGAGUGGGACCGGGAGGAAAGAACCUGCAGCUGCAGCAGCAGCAGCGACGGCUCCUCUUCAGUGUCUGGGGAUGGAUGGCCAUAAGGAGUGGGGGAGGGGAGUAAUGAAAUGAAUGACCAGUGAGACUGCCCUUGAGAUGGCGUCUUGGAGGAAAUGGGAUGGCUGGCAGAGAGCGUUCUGAUGGCUCCUCAGAGAGAGAGAGAGAGCAAGAGUGAGAGGUGCUCUAAUGGCCGAGUUGCACUCAAGUUUUUUAAACUGAGAACUGAGAACACUGGGCCUGUAGGACAAGCGUCCUCACUGUGUGUUUUUGUGUCUGUGUGUGUGUUAGUCUCCGUAACCAGAGGAGAGCGAGCCGUGUUCAGUAGAUGAGAACAGCUGCUUGAUGAACAGCUGAACGUCCAGCCAGUGGGAGCUCGUAGCAUUGCUGUGUAGGCGAUGAGGUUUGAGGCCAGCGGCAGUGAGCUUUACAGUACCUAAGGCAUCACAUUCUGAGGCGGUGGUGAGGACCUUUUCCUUAUGCCUCCACCAGUGCCUUCACCAGAACCUGAGGUAGCACAGGCCUGAUGGACUGCCAGUCAAAGUGUGUGUGUUGGCCUACCCUCUGGGGGGUGUCCGGUGGAAGGGCCCACACUCAAAGCCUGGUGCCAAGUGAGAACACUGCUUUCAGCCAAACUCGCUGUGUGGUUUUUACACGGCCUCCCUCAUCGUGUGUCGUCUUCUCAUUCUCUCAACUCCUUUUCUGCGUUUUUUUGUCUCGGGGUGUCUGUUCUAUAAUUCCUGUACAUCUUCAAAAACCUGUCCCCAAACUUCACUUCAGACAGCAUCUCAAUGUCUUCAUUCAGCAACACCAACACUGUUAUCAAAUCUUUUUUUUUCUUUUCUUUUUGCAGCAUUUAUGUUGAGUGGUACAUUGUUCUGUCUUUUACCCUGCUGUACCUCUAGUCUCAAUUAAGGGUUGUUUAUAUUUUCUGUGUAAAUUGUUUUGCCCUGUUGUUAAAAACCUGACUUUAUAGUAAUAUUGCUUGAAGCAUCAAGGUGGCAGUUAUUUUCUCAGAGGAUGUUUUUUCCAAGAAAUAAAAAAAAUCUAUUACAAAAAAAAGCUUAAAAUAAAAGACAAUCUGA
Sardina pilchardus (European sardine) is the source of this 6586-nucleotide messenger RNA. RefSeq names its product lysine (K)-specific demethylase 2Aa (gene kdm2aa). NCBI's taxonomy places the organism in Eukaryota, Metazoa, Chordata, Actinopteri, Clupeiformes, Clupeidae. Gene Ontology annotation, biological process: regulation of transcription by RNA polymerase II; protein demethylation. The coding region runs from base 1284 to 5333 and encodes 1349 amino acids. The record is from RefSeq and is a predicted model, not a curated record. Gene Ontology annotation, molecular function: histone demethylase activity; transcription coregulator activity; protein binding. The transcript has 23 exons.